CGGAUUGAUUGUUCACAGAGGGGUACGUGCUGGUUUGAUUAUGUGCAGGAUGACAACAACUCACUACGAUACAAUAAUGAAAGAAAACAGGACCAACUGUAGUCCAUAGCCCUGGAUGUUUGCCUGAGUCCUCAACCUAAAGUCAUCAUGGAGAAAUCCUUGGCAGAGUUAAAUAAAGCUGGCUCCCGCUCAACAUCAUCGUUGCCACCUGAACCGGUGGACAUCCUUCGCAGCAAGUCAUGUUUCCGCAGAGUCAGGCUGAAUGUUGGGGGCCUCCCUCAUGAGGUCUUGUGGCGAACGUUAGAUAGGCUACCACGAACACGUUUGGGAAAGUUAAGAGAUUGCAACACCCAUGAAUCUCUUAUGGAAGUGUGCGAUGACUACAACCUCGAGGAGAAUGAGUACUUUUUUGACCGACAUCCAGGGGCUUUCACGUCAAUUCUGAACUUCUACCGCACAGGUAAGCUGCACAUGAUGGAAGAAAUGUGCGCCUUGUCGUUCAGUCAAGAACUCGACUACUGGGGCAUUGACGAGAUCUACCUGGAGUCGUGUUGCCAGGCGAGGUACCACCAGAAAAAGGAGCAAAUGAAUGAGGAGCUCAAACGAGAGGCCGACAACAUGAAAGACAGAGAGGGAGAAGAAUUUGACAACACUUGCUGUGCCGAAAAACGAAAGAAACUUUGGGACCUCUUGGAAAAGCCCGGCUCAUCUGUUGCAGCAAAGAUACUGGCCAUCAUCUCCAUCCUCUUCAUCGUGCUAUCCACCAUUGCCUUGUCUCUGAACACCCUUCCAGAGCUGCAGGACAUGGAUGAGUUUGGCCAGUCUUCAGAUAACCCACAACUGGCCCACGUGGAAGCUGUAUGUAUUGCCUGGUUUACCAUGGAGUACCUACUCCGCUUCCUCUCCUCUCCAAACAAGUGGAAGUUCUUUAAGGGUCCUCUGAAUGUCAUUGAUCUGCUGGCCAUAUUGCCCUACUACGUCACCAUCUUCCUGACAGAAUCCAACAAAAGUGUGCUGCAAUUUCAGAAUGUCCGCCGCGUGGUUCAGAUUUUUCGGAUCAUGCGUAUCCUGCGUAUUCUGAAGCUGGCUCGUCACUCCACAGGUCUUCAGUCUCUGGGCUUCACUCUUAGGAGGAGUUACAAUGAGCUGGGCUUGCUUAUCCUUUUCUUGGCCAUGGGCAUCAUGAUCUUCUCCAGUCUGGUGUUCUUUGCUGAGAAGGAUGAGGAGGAUACAAAGUUUAAAAGCAUUCCAGCUUCUUUCUGGUGGGCUACUAUUACUAUGACCACAGUAGGCUACGGAGAUAUCUACCCAAAAACGCUACUGGGAAAGAUAGUGGGGGGUUUAUGCUGCAUAGCUGGAGUACUGGUGAUUGCUCUACCUAUUCCUAUUAUUGUAAAUAACUUCUCUGAAUUCUACAAGGAGCAGAAGAGGCAGGAAAAAGCACUUAAACGAAGAGAGGCCCUAGAGAGGGCAAAGAGAAAUGGUAGUAUUGUCUCAAUGAACUUGAAAGAGGCAUUUGCUCGUAGUGCAGAAUUGAUGGAUGUGGUGGUAGAGAAGAGUGAGAGGCCUCAUGACAACCAACUUUCUCCAAGCCAUUGGAAAUGGACCCCCAAGAGAGCUGCAUCAGAAACAAGCUCAAAUCGUUCCUUCAACGCCCAGGAGUUAGGCUCUCCCAACAAGUCCCGAACCACCAGUCCCCAGAGGCUAAAUGUUCAGAAGCUCGAGGAGAUGUACAACCAGAUGGCCAAGACACAAUCCCAGCCAAACCUCAAUGCUAAAGACAGGGGCUCUAGAGUUGGCAAACAGAGGGAUGAAAUAGAGCUGGGGGCCAUCCAAGAUCACAGGCCACCGGUGCUAGGAACCAGAGAAGGAGUGGGGGACAUGAAAAGCUUGUCCAGCAUUGACAGCUAUAUCAGUUGUGCUACAGACUUCCAGGAGAAUCCACGCUUCCCCCAAAGUCCUGCAAUAGACCUUGGUCUUCAGGAAAGCAACCGGUUCUCCAACAGUCCGGCUACAGCUUACUCCCAGCACAAGAGUGCAAAAACAGGCCAGCAAACCACUGGGGAGCGUGAGCCCAUGCUGACUCCCUUGUCUAUUACAAAACCCUCACGCUCAGAGAACGCACGGAGAUUCUUCUUUUCUGGCAACUCCUCAAAAAUCCUUAUCCCCAAAGGAAGCUGUCGAAGCGAGAGGGGGUCAGGCCCGUCCCCACUUUCAGACAGCUCAGUCAUGUCAGACCAGUCCUUGUUAAGCCCUGAAGUUUCUGUCUACACCACUGCCAGCAGCAGAACCCCACCGAAGUCCCCAGAGAGCAGUACCCUGGCCGCAACUGUCUUCACCUUUCACGACUCCUCCAUCAGCAAAUACAUUGACGCUGAUACAGAUGAUGAUGAGCACCUCCGCGACAUCUCUGACACCAGUCCUUCAGAGCGUCUUUUGGCUGGUUCAAGCCCAAAACGCAACAUCAACAUGACUUACCAGAAAGGAACCAACCAUUUAGAAGCAGCCCAAAAAAUGCUGGGCCAGAACUGUCUGUUCCCAAAUGAAGGGAUUCGCGGGGUAGCUCAUGAGAAUCACGUAGGACCUGAGAUGGCACGUAGACCAAAGGUUGAGAGGGGUCGUCAAAAUACUUUGGAUAAAAGCCUCUGAGGUAUAAGUGCAGCAGAAAUAAACAGGAAGCUGGAGCCAGAGUGUUUGUGGUGGAGAAACCGGACAGACUAAAAACACAAUAUAAUCCAGAGACAAACAAAACGCUAGAAGGUCGGGAGUUCAAUACCAGGCUGCCACCAUUGUACCCCUGAGCAAGGUACUUAACCCUGAGUUGCUCCAGGGAGAUUGUCCCUGUAGUUAGUUCAAUGUAAGUCGCUCUGGAUAAGAGCGUCUGCUAAAUGACCUGUAAUGUAAUGUAAAGUACAAAGUGGAAGAGACAAAGGGUCUCACCAAAACAUUUCACAAAUUAUCUGAGCAUGCCAUUGGGCACCAAGCUCAGGGUCAACAUGUGUGGUGAAUACUCUGGGACAAAAAAACUUGGAGAUCGGAGAAUGUCACUGCCCUUCCUUCAACUCAUUCCUAUUAGUGGUAUUACACAAAACAAAAGAGCACUCCCAGGUAGCCUGUGGGUCUGUUCAGAGAUCCCCGUGGAAGCAGAGUCAUCAGAGACAUUUAGAUGUAGUCACAACUGGUGUAACCAAAUUGAAUAAUGGUUUUAGUGGCAGAGGGAUAUCUCUAUACUCUCCAGGAAAAAAGGUCCCAGCUGCCCACUAUCCCAUUACUGAGUCCCAGUUCAUGUUGUAGUCUUGGAGAUACAGGAGAGUACCUAGAAGCCUAUAAACUACUUACUUGUGCCCUCCAUUCCCAAAACUGGCCUUAGUCAUUUACAUUUCUAGGGGUGUGCAUGUCUGCAUAUACUGUAAGGGUAUGUGUGCAUGUGUGUGAGUGUGAAUGUUGAUGGGUGAUCUAAUGGUAAUUCAUGUAUACACACUCUUGAGAUUGUCGAACCUGAUUUAUUUUUAUAUAGAUAAGAGAAAGUCCCUUAUAGAAAUAUGUGAUUUGCUAGUCUGCUGUGUCAUACUCAUAUGUGAAGAGUAAUCCUGUAUAAGGUCCAAUGUCUUGGCACAGAGGCUUCAGUUAACAAAAGCUCCAACCCAUCAUCCAUUAUAAUGAACGCUCUUUCUUAAACAGUAUUUUGCUGUCCCCUAUGUUAUCAUGUCACGGUGAGAAUGGAUAAUAUAUUGACCAGUGAAUAUUGUCCUAGCACCUCAGUAUGAUUUUUAAGGGAUGGUAGUGGUAGUGGACCAAUAAUUUUUUUAAUGGGCCAAGAGCCAGAAAUAACAAGCUUGAAUGCUGCAUAAAGCGCACAUUUAUGAAGCAUGCAUGCAUCCAACCGGUCAACAUACAAAAACAUGAGAUGCUUUAAAAAAUGAAAUAUAUAAAAAUCCUCUAAUAUGUUUUAUUUUUUUAUGUUUACAGCAUAUAAUUACUGACAUAAAGUUUAGAUUUCAGUAACAGAUGUUCAGCAUGCAUUGGCCUUCUUUUGACCAACACGAAAGCAUCCAAAGAGAUCACACUGUCAGAUAAUGGGAUAUGUGCAUAUUUGAUACUGAGAGCAGGGGAGUUCUACUUUGUUCCUUUAAUCGUCAAAAUAAACUUUAACGGCACUAAAUAUACACCGCUAAGUUAACUUUAACAUAAGUCAGUUGUAAUUGCCCAACCUGAUGAAAUCCAUGUAUGAGCACACACACCCACUAAAGAUACAUACAGGCAUGAAAGACCAUUUUCAGGAUACAUCGAUACACUUAGUUUCCAUGGUGACAGAAGCUCUCCUCAAAGGCUGGCAGAAGCUCAGCAACGGUUUGUUAAUUGGGGCAGGAAGGUCUGAUUGCAUGUAACACAUGUUCAACACGCAUACAAGAACACUCUCUCACACACACACACACACACACACAAACACACACGCAGGCAUGUACCCACAAAGUCACAGGUAUGCACAGUAGUCACAUGUUAGCAGAGCCACUCCUCACUGUGCAUAUUUAUGAGUACUUAAGUAACAUUAUGAUGUAAGGACCUUGUACAUUGUUUUGUCUAAAAUUCCAUAAAUACUGCAAUUUCCCAUUGCAAUCUCUAUUCUCUGUUUAUAUUUCCACUUAGCAGAGAGAAACAGUCUUACAUACACACAAUGAAAUAUAUUACAUAAAUGAGCAUACACUGAAUAUAGAGGGUCAAACAUGCUAUAUUUGAACAAUAAUCCCAACCUUAAGAAACAUGAAUUAAAUCAUGUAAUAAGAAUGACUUUACAGACAUAUAGACCAUGCUAACAUGAGCAGAGCUAGGAUGUGAAAUGUGAAGUCAUGCCUUUAAAAUUCUCAAGAAUAGGUAUCUCUCAUUAAAACUUUACUGUCAACUAACACAAUUCACCAAAUUGUAGAAGCUUCCUGACACACGUAUAUUGAUGAAAGAUAGAAAUAAAAGAGGCCAUUGCUCUAUUACAAAUGUAGGUGUUGAGUUUAAAGUGUUAUACAAAAGUCAACAGAAGGUGAUCGUCAUUCAUUUUUGAGUGUUGUUGUUAAGAGUCUAAUCACAAAUCAUCUUUCCUGUUUUAUUCACAGAGUUGAACCAUUUCAUAUUGCUUUCCCAUAGUGAGAGGAGCUGAGGUGUGAAAGGAAUAGCAAUGACUGCGAGAGGCAGAGGGAACCAUGUGUGUGUGUGCGUGUGUUUGUGUGUGUGUGUGUGUGUGUGUGUUUGUGUGUGUGUAUUUGUGUGUGUGUGUGUGUGUAUUUGUGUGUGUGUGUGUGUGUGUGUGUGUGUGUGUGUGUGUGUGUGUGUGUGUGUGUGUGUGGCAGCUGUAAAGCCAGGGCAUUAGAGCAGUAAUGAAAAAGAAUGAACUGUUAAUGAAUGUAUGCAUGUUGGUGGAAUCCUGCUUCUUUUUUCUCCAUAUUAUAUCUGAAGUUCUGACUCUAACAUGCAGCAGUAACACAGAUUGUACUUUAAUAUGAGAAAUUAAGAUUAAUUUAGGAUAUGUUUCAAUUUUGAAGUGCAGCUUCAUUUACAGCUGGGGAAGCGCAUUUUAUGGAUCUUAUUUAACACACGUCAUCUAAUUAGGCAAAGAUGGAUGGUUUGCACAUUCAUACACUAUAUAUCACAACAUUCCUUUAUUAUUCAUGUUACAUUUCUAAUCAUUGCCCUUUCUUGCACAUAAGCAACAGUAUCUGCUAAUAUUAGAUCCUAAAUUCACAGAGAAAAAAAACAAUGGCACACAUAAACUUGGGUAUCGUCUGCAAAGAUGUGUAACCUAAUUACAUGAUUUGAAAAUGUCCUAUGGCAUAACAAUUGACUGCAAAUAUUUAACACUUUCCAGAUAGCCUCUGGUGAAAUUCAGAUUGAAUCAGUUUUUAAUGUCUCCUAAAUAACUUGCUGUGAAUGGCUGCAACUUUGGUUAAAUUCAUACAUUAUUUUAAGAAUAAACUUGUUUAAUUCUUAACAUGACAUUACAAGGUGGAAGUGGCACAGGUUCAAUUAUACAAUGAAAGACAACAUUAGUCUCCACAAGAAAAACAUUUGGUUCAUAGACCAGUUGGAUAGUUCCUAUGGAUAUUUAUCUUUAUCUUACAAAAAGUCAAGGUCAAUGUAUGCCAACAUCUUUUACCAUGUUAUACCUAGACGUCCAAAUUUCAGUCAGACAUGUCCUUCUGAGUGCAUUACAUCAUUAAAAAAAAUAAUGAUUAAGUUUAAUUUUCAACGCUUAGAUAAAGGGCAUUCAGAUCACACAACCUCUAAUGAAGAAUCAUGUGAGCUUCUGUCCCAUCAUUUAGGUUUUCUAUAUUAUGGUAGUCAGGGACCAUGUUUCACUGAAAUAUCUCUAAACAAUGAUGACAAUCAAUAUUCCAUAAAUAGACAGCAAGCACUAUUGUAGAGAACUGAGAUUUAUUAUAGGAAUAUAUUACACAAAUGCUCACCCAUGUGCUUACACACAAAUGUAAGUAUUGAAAUCCCGACAAUAGUGUUGAUAUUCUUAAGCUUUUAGACAAGGUAGUGCAAAAGAAACAUCAAGCAUGAUGUUGUGAUGUCAUACCUUACUGUGACAUGAUACCACCAAAAUACAAAACCUAUAUUUAUUUAGUCUUUAGUCAUCCUUGUUUUUAUUUAUUCUAAAAUAUUUUUAUUUCACUGAUAUCCUUGUGGAGAAAUUCAAAGGACUAAACCAUCAUGCUUUAUGAAGAAAACACAAUCAAGUGACCUGUUUUAUUUCUUAUUUAUUGAUACAAACUAAGAUGAAGAGCACAGAUUCAUAAACGUUUCCAUAACAAGACUCCCAACUGUACAGUAAAUGCAUUUAGUUUAAAUCUACAAUAGAACUUGAUUGUCGCGCUAGCUGCUAAAUUUAACUGUAAAGAGGUUCAAGUCUUUAAUUUUUUUUGUUAGAACCCCAUAGGACCCUUUUCAAGGACAUGUGGUAGUUUCUAAAAACCCAGUGAGAACCACUGCUUUAGCAAGUAGCCGAAUUUACUCUGAAUCUAACACUGUAUUACAGGGUUGGGGUCGAUUCAGGAUGCCUUGAGAAAAAACACAAAUCACACAUUACACUAUAAAAUAAACAGUAUGAGAGCAUGAGGCAAAUUAAAACCUAGUACAAAUUAAAAACAUAAACUAUAUUUUUUCAACAUUUUAAGUUCUCAGUGGAAUUGACCCCAACCUUGCCUAAGCCAUCAGUCUUUGUAAAGUACACUGUUACCAGGGAAAUGAAAAAAGAUAUUUGAACGACCUUAGCCAGCUCUUAUACAAUGUUGUUUGUAGGUCCCGAGGCUGUCUGUUUUGUAAAAAAAACAAAAACAUUUUUACCUGUUGACUUUCUAUGCUGUUGUUUCUGUAUAAAUGUUCUAUUGUUCAGUGCAUGUUGUAACUUUGGCGUUGUGACUGGUUGUGAUUCACACAGAGCCAGUACUUGUCAUGUAAAAAAAAGUGUCUCAAUGUCCCAAGAUAUUUCUAUUUCUUAAGAAAAGCAACAUUUCCCUUGGAUGACUUCAAUGAAAUAAAUCAGAUCACUUUACAUUUUGAUUA
Molecule: messenger RNA, 7554 nt
Organism: Cottoperca gobio
Lineage: Eukaryota; Metazoa; Chordata; Actinopteri; Perciformes; Bovichtidae
Gene: kcnb1
Product: potassium voltage-gated channel, Shab-related subfamily, member 1
Exons: 3
Coding region: 148-2649 (833 amino acids)
Biological process (GO): protein homooligomerization; action potential; potassium ion transmembrane transport
Cellular component (GO): voltage-gated potassium channel complex; membrane
Molecular function (GO): protein binding; delayed rectifier potassium channel activity
Source: RefSeq, a predicted model, not a curated record